Molecule: messenger RNA, 8480 nt
Organism: Girardinichthys multiradiatus
Lineage: Eukaryota; Metazoa; Chordata; Actinopteri; Cyprinodontiformes; Goodeidae
Gene: fgf4
Product: fibroblast growth factor 4
Exons: 3
Coding region: 3134-3700 (188 amino acids)
Biological process (GO): animal organ morphogenesis; fibroblast growth factor receptor signaling pathway; cell differentiation
Cellular component (GO): cytoplasm
Molecular function (GO): growth factor activity; fibroblast growth factor receptor binding
Source: RefSeq, a predicted model, not a curated record
UUCAUUGUUUGUCUGUACAAAUUUGGCAAUAAAGUUGAUUUUUAUUCUGAUUCUGAUUAAAAUAGCUUUUAGGCAACUGUAUAGUGAACAUGAACAACAUAGUUUCAACUUCAUCAUUAUUAUUAUUUUAGAUCCAUAACAAUGGGUUUGUUUUCAAAUGCUGAUUGUUUUCAAAUGUAUGAUCAAAAAACGAUUUUAAACACAUAACCUUAUCCUGGUGAUCAGAAAUGCUGUACAGCAGUUGAGUAUGGAAAUAUUGAUUUGUCAAUACUGACCUCUACAGGCAGAAACCGUUUGUUUUUACACAAGUAACAGUGAAUUUGAACAAAAUUUACUAAUCUAAUUGAAGACACAAAACACUAAUAUUUUACAUAUAAGUGAACAUUUAACCUUCAAGCAGAAUGACCGUGGCCAGAAUUUGAACAUAGGAACUUGAAAUGCAGCAGGGCUAUCUGGGCCACCAAUGCAGUAAUGGAUUAUUUUUCCAAAAUUAACACAUUACAUAAUUUAAAUACAUCCAAACCAAGAUUUGGAAAAGAAUGCUUUUGGUCAUUCCAAGCACAGCUGCUAUUCCAAAAUAUUUACUUUUGAACAAAUAUAAAUUCCGAAGCCAGUUGUCAUAAAUCUGCCUUGUACAAGCUUCCUUUUUGUGAUGAACAAACAAGAGAAUGAAUGAAUGCAUGCGUUGAAUGCUGAGACAUUUUAAGCUCCAAAUUGCAGCUGCCACCCUGUGAAAUUCAAAACCACUAACCCCUAGCAUAAUUCAUAGCGUACCUGCAAUCUGAAACCACAAUGACUUUAGUGCAACAGGAACAAAAAACAAAGCUGGAUAUAAUUUACAAAUCUUUGCAUGGCUGAAAGGCCAAUAUCUUGACCUACUUUGUUUCAUCAUUAAUAAAAGAGCUUACAGAACCAUGGACAGCGACUGCAAAAUAUCUGCUUGUAGAUACGGCUGAAAAAUGUCUUCAUAGUUCUGGAAGUAGAUCAAUACACAUUACUCUUAUACAGCCAGGACUCCAUCAUUUACCAAGGAGGCAUUUAUGAUUGAUUCAAUAUCUGACAUGCAGGACCCCUCAGAGGCCUGAUGGAUUUUUUAGCCAGGUGUUGCAGCAGACGGUGGAUCCAAAACUUUUCCAGGGAGAUUUAUGACAUGUCAUUUGCUUUCCUUGACAUGACAUAGUCCAGUAGCUAUGCGACUAUUCUAGUGCUCUGUUGUCCAAAGAUCUGUCCAAUCAUCUCACACAGUCCUAAGGGUCAAGCACUCCAUCAGCUAUCCUGGAGGGAUAGAUCAUUAAGUUUGUAUGUUCGGUGCAAUGGUCAAACAACCCUUCAGGUACUGGAGCAGCUCAGGAGAUUGGCCAAAUGCUUGUUUUUGAGAUUUAGCUCUCCAUCAGCUCUUCUAGUUGUCAAGUGGUCCAUGUUAUGGAAUUGCAAUGGUUUCAGUUCUGAAGGUUACCUGGAGGAUCAAGCCUUUGCAUUAGUGCUAGCAAGAAAAGUAAAAGCCUGAAACUUCUUUUGGUCCUCUAUACUGGGUACUGGUUGGUUUACUGGUACUUCUAGGCCAUCAUAGAACACAAGGUCAGACACACAGCAAUUUUGCAGCACACAAAAGAACAGUGCAUUUAUACCUUUCGGAGCAGUCAAUUGUAACCUGGAGAAAACAGUUCCAGUAUGGUAAACGAGAAGCAGAACAGAGCCAAACCAGAAAGUAAAGCCUUGCUCAGACUGUUGCUGAAACCAUAGAUAUAAAAAAGGCAGCACUCAGCCCCACAGUCAUAUUCAAUAAAUUAAAACACACGUUCCGAUAUGGCUCGUAUGUUAUAUUUAAAGUACCAGUAAUUAAACAUACUUUUUAUUAAGCCAACACAUCUGUAUUUAAAAAAUGGGGUCUGAUAUAAUAUUCUAAUCUUAAAUGUCCUGUUUUUAUUAGCUGUAAGUGGAAAAUCAUCAUAAUAAUUAAUGCAUUUCACUUAUUGAACUGAGUUACUGAAAUAAAUUAAUCUUUCAGUAAUAUUCUAAUUUGUUGAAUACGACUGUAGAUAUCAAGCAGCCAUUAGAGCCAGCAACUCUAACGGCUUAAAUGAAACAGUGAAACAAUAUAAACUGUCUUUCAGAGUGGCACAUCAGUUCAAUGAAGUUGAAAGACUGGUGAGGAUGAAACACUACAGAGAUGCUGUGAAAGAACUCAUCCCUGAACUAACCGUGAUGAUAAUACAAGCCAAAAUGUUUCGGAUGAGUUUCAUCGAAUGUUAAAUGGAUAGAAAGAGCUAACCUCGAUAAUGAACCAACUAUGAACCAACUAAACCAACAACUAAUUACCUGUUGAACAUCACCAGGCAAUAAGGAGGAUUUCAAAGAACAAAAAAAGUCUAACUUUAAUUUUUAGGACUGAGAUUAAUUCUUUUGUGCUAAAACAAUUACCUAUGUUAAUUUUAUUAUGACAAGUGUAUCUUAUUAAUACACAGCUAAGGACUAUAGGAAAGCUUGGUGACAGUGACAAUACUUGACAUGUUUGACAGUCUCUAUUUAGUCUUACCAUUGUUUUGUGGAAGGGCCUGGGACAUGAUUUCCCUUCCACCAGUCUUAAGUGUGCGCUUUUUUUUUUAUUUAGCUAAAUUGGACGUGUGUUUUUUCCUGUUAUUGUUCAUUUAUAGAACUGUCUCUUGUCUCGGCAGCACAGUCUGUUAACUUGGCUGUUUCCUUUACAUCCUUCAAUACAUAAAUUAGGAUAUUCUGUCGCUGAUAAUGUAAGUCGCACACAAAGAUUUGUUCUCUAUAAUAAUAAAACCUUUAUUAGUAUAUUUUCCGAGAAAAGCUGAACUUUUCCCCGAGAUAAGUUCUCUAUUAUUUGAACACAGUAACGCUUUGGUGCAGUGAGUGUAUUAGUUUGUAGAUUUCUUAUAAGUGUCGAGCUGUGAUGUAAUGUGUCUGCAGGUAUAAAUAUAGAGGCAUGGUUCCUCAGAGUCUGUGCAGAUCAAUGUCGCCCCGGCGCUGAAGUCAGUGCGCCUGUCGGUCUGGGAAUGAGCGCAACUUUUACACGCUUCUCUCUGUCGCGCUGCUGCUUCGACUAUCUUUUACUGUCACCUCACUGGGAAAGUGUACACCGGAGGCUGCUUUCCGAGUCAAACCUGACAUGGGUUAUUUGUCGGCCCAAAGGACCUUCCUAGUCUUGAGCCUAGUUACGGCCAUUGUGGGAUGCGCCCCCGGUUUCAACGGGACAGUGGAGCGCUGGGAGGCCCUCUACUCCCGCUCUCUGGCACGGAUCCCGGGGGAGAAACGGGAGGAGAUCAGUCGGGACGGCGACUACCUCCUAGGCAUUAAACGGUUGCGGCGGCUCUACUGCAACGUAGGGAUUGGGUUUCAUAUACAAGUGUUAACCGAUGGUAGAAUAACAGGAGUACACAGCGAGAAUCGUUACAGUCUCUUGCAGAUCUCUCCCGUGGAGAGAGGGGUGGUUACUCUGCUUGGCGUUCGCAGUGGGCUCUUUGUGGCCAUGAACCGACGAGGAAAACUUUAUGGAUCAUUACACUACAGCAACGAGUGCAAGUUCAGAGAGAAGCUUCUCGCCAACAACUACAAUGCCUAUGAAUCGGUGGCCUACCCAAGGAUGUUCAUCGGCCUGAGUAAGAAUGGCAAAACAAAAAGAGGAAACAGAGUGUCACCAGCUAUGACAGUGACACAUUUCUUGCCAAGAAUCUAGUGAACUAAUAAAUGUACCUCAAGACAAUAUGGAAAAAAGGAGGGAGCUGAUAGGGUAGGAGUUAGGGGAGGGGUUGUCCAAGCUAUGAUGCACUUUCACUACAAGCAUUUUGUUAGUGUGUCAUAUUUGAUAUUUCACUAUGUACAUUUUGGAGUUUUUGUAUUUAGGUUUAACAUCUGUUUUGUAUUUUUGUAGGAUUCUCUCCAAGCCUUUUCACUGAUGGAAAAUCAAUAUACUAAACAUUUUAUUUAUGUUUUCAUUUCUUAUUAAUCAGACAUUGACUGCUACUGAAUGAAACCCUGUCUUUCAAUGUAUUCUUUGCACAGAUGGAAAGAUUAUUAACUAAUAAUUUAAAUGACUUAAAAGUAUACUUUUAAACUGAGAUUGGUUUGCAACAAACACUUGUCAGAAUGUUAUAAAUAAGAUGUGUCAUUUCUGUGAAUGAAAUGAAUGUGACACAUAUUGCCCAACACUUUAAACCUUAUGCUUCUCCUUUUUAUCUGAGGUGGAUCUGGAGGUAUUUGGGAGCCAUUACCCAUAACUUAAAUGUUAGAUGGAUUCAUGCUUAAGCAUCGGAUACAGCAUCUCCUUGUAUUCACCUUUUAUUCUUAACUUUCGUAUGGCACUUCCCCAGAAAGAAACCCCAUGCUAGUAAUGCAUAUCAACAGUGUUUCCUCUUAUUAAUAUGUAUGUACUCUAAUGCCUGUGUAUAACAGGAAUUCUAAAUGUUACUCACUAUAACUGAAAUAGGCAUGCUCACAAUGCUACCAAAAUAAUCAGCAUUCUAAUUGCAACUCUUGUUCUUACUUUAAUUUGUUUUCCCAUGCAGACAUCUCUUAGUAUUAAUGUAUUGAGUUUUCCCACGUAGCUUCUUUCUAAUCUUUGCUGCUGUAUUUUGACUGAAACUUAAACAGUUUAUUUAGCCUUGCUUUAGAUGUAGAACCAAAACUGCUGUUGUACUGGAGCCUCUAAUUAGAUAUCAUGUUUAAGGAUAUACCAAGCCUUUGAAUUUUCCCAAAAAUAAAGAGCAGCGCCACUUAUUUAAUAGUUGACAUGGAAUAGCUUCUUUGGCCAGAUAGCAGGGGCUUGAUUCGAAUGAUUAAUAAGGUAGCAUAAGACCUUUUGAUAACCAGCAAACUCUGGCUUGUCCAGGGUCAAAAGUUUGAAGUAUGUUAAAGUAAAAGCAGCCUUUUAGGAACAUGAGUUUUCUUGUCUAAGAUUUUCCUUUCUUUUAAAUGUCUAAUUGUUUUGGCAGUUUGUACAGUUCUAGUAUUUGAAAUCUACUGCAUACAGAGAUGGAAUAGCAGUAAGUCUUGAUGUACUGUGGUUCUUUAAGCAAACUUUGAACACCCUAGUGAGAGAUUCAAAUAUCAUAAAACAGGAGCUGGAGAAACCUUUUACAGCGAUAAAAUGUCAUGACUCUGUGGUCACUCUGAGCUUUGGAGCAGUAAACCCAAUCCUUAAAGGUCUGAAAAUGGAAAAGUAUCUUACAGCAAUCUCUGAGGAUUGUCCAGCAUAACACCACCUGAUUAAAGUUGGGCAAAAAGGAGCAUGCGUGGCUCUGCAGCCUAAUUGAAAUUGUAUCACUUUACUGAGAGAGAGGGAUGAAGGAGAACGAGGGAAAUGAACAAGAGGGGAGGAGGGGAGAGUUAACCCCACAGCCUCCACUGUGUCUGUUUAUAGCACUGCCAGGGGGUGAACUCUGAACUUUUCUGCUGUCAGUCUCUGACUGCUGGAUGCAGUUAGAGCUCUGUGUCCAACAGGAGAGAAGAACCCUGUUGAAAUUAAAUAAGUGGAGAAUUUGGGAGUUUGUAGGCAAGGUCAACGAUCUGACAUGCAACAGUUAAGCAAUGGCCUUGACCUGGGAUAAGACUUUUCUUAUUUUAAAGUACUGCAUCAUUGUCAGGCAGCUGUCAAACACAAAGAAAGAGGCAAUCUCAUUUGUUCAGAUAUGUACAUAUUAGUUACACGGUGGCCUUGAGGACUCAGUGUUUGCAUAUCACCCACCAGCAGAUAAAAUUUUGUCUGUCAGAGCUGUCUAUACUAUACUAUAAACUACUUAGUUCUUCACAUUAGCCUCCUUCAGCCCACUAUAACAUCUCAUUUACAGGUCUCCUGGUCUUUAAAACAUAUUACUCAAGGCUUCAUCUUGGCACAAUUAUGUGUGCUUUCCGAAACAAAGCCAACAAAGCUAGUAUCACUAAACAAGAAAAUGGCAACAGCGCUGUUGAUCGCUGCCCCCGCCCCUUCACACGUGCUCACCAGUUUAACUCUGUAACUGCUCCUAUUGGUGGCUCUGAGGUGUAACAGCAGUGGGUUCAUGUUAACAUGCUUUCAUAACAUACGAAAUGAAUGCAUCCCAGCUUGUCAAUGUCUUUUGAAAGAGUUAUUGAUGAAAGAGAAUCUCUAAUGCUCACAGUGAAUUUUAGUCGAUCAAUAUUAUAGAGCUGGAAAUAAGCAAAGAGAACCAAACGUCAUGUUCACAUUCAGGUUUCAACAAUUUUCAACAAAUUGUUUACACUACCAGAAUAGCCUUUUUCCCAUUUCCAUCUAUAAUGACAAAGUGACAUUUUUCUGUGAAUUUACAUGUUUUCCUAUUAGAAAGGUUAUUGCUGUUAUUUCUUUCCUAAAAAUUAACUAUGUUUUUCCUAAUUGUCCUUUUUGUGACAACACAUUCACAAAUAUAUUCUUUGUUAAAUACAAACCUUGGCAAAGUUUUAAGGCAUCGUAUUUCCAGUCGUGUUUGUAAAACGUUGGAUUUUACGCAACCACCACAUCAUCCCAGUCUUUGGUUUAACGGUGUGGACUGCUGUCUUGACCUAGUUAUGUUUACUUUAACUUUGCAUCAUCUACCCUCCAUCUUUCUAGCAUUUGUCUCCAUCUCUCUGGCGCCUAGAAGUUUUUUGCAGCUCAGCUCUGGUGGCUAUGUUGUCCUAGUUAUUUUUUUGUCAUGUUCCGGCUAUCUUUACCCUGCAAUAUACUUUUAGAAAAGAUAAUCAUGGAGGAAAUAUUUACAGACAGCUGUUGAACUGUAUUAUAUGCUGUAUAUUUGUCUUUAUAUAUUUUGUAACUGAAGGUGCAAAAGGGUCUGGCAGUUUCAGAUGAACAGAGCUGGUUAGAAGUAGUUGUCUGAAAGCAUAAGGUGCUUAAUUUUCUCACCUUUGUUUGAUCAAUAUUUAAAGUCCAUAUUUAAUGACAGCAGCUGCAGUGAGAUACUAGAUAGUGAGUUAGUAUUCUUUGCUCCCCGUUUUUGUCAUGAUUUGAGGGGGUUUUGGGGUUUCUGUUUUCUUAAUCUCAGUCAUAUUUUUUGGAUCAUGCUUCUGUUUAUUGUUUUCUAGUUCAUAUUUUGCAAGUUAUGUUCCUCUUAGUUUGUAUCAUAGGAUUUCUAUUUUGUCCCAGUCAUGUUUCGUUUUCACUCCCCACAUCUGUGAGUCAUAGCACUCAGCUUCAUUCGGUCCACCUUCAUCACGAAACCAGUCUCCUCAUUGCACCUGUAUCUCGCUCCAUUUAUACUCUAUCACUCUGUCACUCUUUGCAGAAACAUACUACUCCUUGUUGUCAUCCAUGCCUGUACUUGUUUUGUACUCGCUUUUGCCUUGCUAAAAAUAAGCCGUUUUAACUUACGGUUAAGAUGUCUAGUCGUCUGCAUUUUGGGGUCCUCUGGCUCACCAGCCCUGACAAAAUGUUUCUGGCAAACCUAGACCUCGUGGACGCUAGACAGGACGCUGCCAUGGAUCGCUGGGUUCAGCACCAGAUUGAGGAGGCAAAGAGGCUUCUUCCUGAAGAUCUGGAGGUUCUGCCCUCUCCACUUCUGCUGGAGGAGAAGGAGCAUGAGGUGGCCCAGCGCUGUGAUGGCCAAGAAGACGCUCCCCUUCUUCUGCCUCUGCCCCAGUUUUCUCUGUCUGAUCCAGCGUCUCCUUGUUGCCACUGAGCGCCAGAGCUCAAACCUGCAAGUCCUUGGUCUGGCCGCAGUACGGUGAACCUAUUCAACUACCUAUCCCGGGAGGCAGAGAAGACACCAUGCCGUGGUGCGGGUCUGUCUGUGCCGCAGCCGGAUUAUGAUGGUUCCAGGCUGGCGAUUCCAUGUCUGGGGACAGGUCCCCUUAGUCGCCUUUCAUCUUCUCCUUUCUUUCAUCCGGCAGCAAAGCCGUCAUCUUCCUCCCACCGCAAGAAAAGCCGACGUGGAGCAAUUCCCAUCCUUUCAGCCAGUGAGGAUGAGGUUCCCAUUUCCACUGCUGAGACUGUUGCAGCAAUGUUUCCCAAGCCUUCGUCUGCCUCAGCACCAUCUCCCAGGCCUGCUGCGACUCUGCCUCUGCUGUAACCGGUCCAUAUUACUGGGCAACAAGCUGGAGGAUCAGCUGUGGAUGCAUGCUUGCAAACUCGAGCUUUUUAGAAGGACUGUUAUUUUACACCCUUCUCCUUUGUUAGAGGAGAAAGUCAGAGAAAUGGAGGAAAAUUACAGGACAGCAGUAAUGGCAGUUUUACUGCCGGCCACCUUCAUCCAUCUCAGAUCUCCAGAGCGAAGCUGCAGCUUAGCCCAUAACAUGCCUCCAGUGCGCUGCUGCACAGCUCAUGCCAGGUCUUGAGAACACUGCUGCACAGUGACAAAGUAGACCUCACUUUUACAUGUCGCAGACGCUGCAGAAGGCAUCAUAAGAGGGACGCCUCUGGUCCUGCUCCUGCCACUGAGGGUCUCUGCAACGCCUCUGAUCCUGCUCCUGCCAUUUAGGGUCUCUGCAACGCCUCUGGUCCUGCACUUGCCACUUAGGGUUUCUGCAAC